Molecule: messenger RNA, 2196 nt
Organism: Closterium sp. NIES-67
Lineage: Eukaryota; Viridiplantae; Streptophyta; Zygnematophyceae; Desmidiales; Closteriaceae
Source: the annotation of a GenBank genome assembly
UAACGGAAUCGCGCCAAGCGGCUUUACCGCGUACACCUGCCCAACCCGCGCCGGCUGCUGUCCGAUCUCAAUAACCUCUAUCGGGGCUGCGGAUAGCGGGUCCGAACUGGAAGCCCCAUCGUCAUCUGAUCUGCUUAUAGCGAGUCGCUCCAUUUCGAAGCGUUCGAGCAGCGAGAGCUCCAGAUCCUGCUGCCUCUGCCACCCGACCCUCGAGUCUGGUAAAUCGCACGACCAAUCAGCGGCUGCCACGUCGCCUUGCACACGCUCUCUGCCGCUCCCCUUCUCUUUCCACGACCCCGUACCGCCUUUGAAACCCCACCCGCUCCUCCCCGAAUGCUUCCCGCCGUCCCCGCCGUUUCCGCCCGCAGAUACCCGCUGCUUGCUACUGCUUGUUCUACCACUGCUUCCCGGACCUCCUCCUCCGUUCCCGCUACCGCCGCCGCCGCCGCCGACGCCGCCGCUAGGAUCGCGGGCUGCUGGGGUUCCGGGAGCGGGAGCGGAACCGGAUGCGGUUCGGGCGUCGGGGGAUGGCGCGCGGAGCAGCGUGGACUCGUCGACCGUCUGCGGCAGCACGCCAUGGUUCCACAGCACGUUGCCCGCGUAGUGCGCUGGUACAAGCAGCGCGUCGCUUGCGCGGCAGCGGGCAGUUCCUGCCGCGGUGUCGGGCAGACUGUCGGGACGCGCGGCGAGCUUAUCCUCACUGUCAAGUUUGGCAUCGCCGGUGUCGCCGUCGCCGUCGCAGUUGUCGUCACCCUGUACCUCCACCUGCAUCUGCGACGCUGCGAAUCGCAGAGGCGUGUAGUCCUCGUCGCGCGCGACCUCCAUCUUCGCCCACGUCGCCACGGGCGUCGUGCACACGAAAUGCACCAGCGUGUCGCACGCCGCGUACAGCGGGAUGUGAUGCCACGGCGACAGCACCCUCCCCGCGCCAUCCGCGAACAUCAUGCGGUAACCCAGAGACCCCGCCUCCCCGAACUGCGCCGUGCGCACGCCCCCCCAUGUGGCGUCGGGCGUGCGCGGGCGCUGCAGCACGAACGGGCGCGAGAUCCGCCGCCGGUUGGCCGGGAAGGACCGCGGGCGGCAUGAUGGAUUCGCCAAAACCAGAGGAUGGGUCGAGACCGUCCGCGUUACAAGGACGAGAACAUCAUGAGGUGCGGGACGGUUUGGGUCGGUGGCACGGGCAUAUCGCACCCAUUUGGAUCCGCACAUCCAGCUUGGAUGGUUUAGGCAGAGGUUCAGGAACAGGUUUCACGGUAAGGCUAUGGUUUUUCGAAGCGCGUGGAUUCAUGGCGGCGAAACAGGGGCGACGAAAGGCGUGCGACGAAAGGAGUGCGACGAAAGGAGUGAGGGACUCUGCUAUUCGUCCGUACAGAUGGGGGCUUCGGUUCCAAGCUCGAGACUACACUCAUGCGACGCAGUUACUGUACAGUAAUAGAUGGCUCGUGCACUCGCAGGGCGCCGCGCGGAUGCAGCGCCUGUCUAAACGCGGCUGCUCGCAGUGUUCUGCACUUGCCUGCUGGGCCAAGUUAUAUCUCACUCACUGCGCGGUCGCAGACUUCGUCUGGGAUGUGUGCAGUGCACUGCACUGCAUGAAACGAGUGGCGGGCACGUUAGGGAUGAUGGCUCCACGGAGAGAACGGUCGAGGGAGAGAAUGGUCGAGGGAAGAUGCCGCCAUGAGGGUGAGGUGGGCUGCUUUGCUUAGAUGGAUGGAAGCGCACAGACGGAUGCUGUGCACUGGAGAAGAACCGUGGAGGCCGCCUCUAGAGUAAGCUACGCUAGGUUCAAAGCUGGGACAGAUUAUGGGACUGGGUACUGUACGGAGGUCACCACCACGACAUGGGAAAAGAACCAAAUCCACGGCGCCAGAGCAAAGGUGAAGGCAACCACUAUCCAACGAGGACAGACUAGAGGAGGCACAGCUUUUCCUGGCCGUUGCUCCAUUUCACAUGCUCGCAAAAAAACCCAUCGGCUAGGGGAUCCGGGAAAGCGCCCCAACAACCAGCAAAUGCGUGAAGCGAUCGACGUAAAUACACCUGUUCUGGACUACAUGCUUUUCUUUGUUUCACGCGGCAUGAAUCUAUACCCCCGGAAUCGCAGGCCCCAGGCAAAGGGGACAUGAUGUACAGUAACUCGCAGGCUUCGAGGGUUGUUCUGAGCGGAAAUGCUGUAGCCUCCCAAUGGGCAUGAACACUUAU